This is a messenger RNA of Lineus longissimus, 2165 nucleotides long. RefSeq lists its product as uncharacterized. The record is from RefSeq and is a predicted model, not a curated record. NCBI's taxonomy places the organism in Eukaryota, Metazoa, Nemertea, Pilidiophora, Heteronemertea, Lineidae. Gene Ontology annotation, molecular function: double-stranded DNA binding. The transcript is spliced from 3 exons. Bases 481 to 2058 code for a protein of 525 amino acids. Gene Ontology annotation, cellular component: mitochondrial matrix. Gene Ontology annotation, biological process: regulation of DNA-templated transcription; termination of mitochondrial transcription.
CCUCCAUGAAUUUGUCACGCCCGGAAAAACUCCCGAAAAAAAGCCAUAUUUCGCCCUAAUCAUGAAUAUUCACGGAAAAUCACCCGAUGAUAUUGAUAAAACUUACAAUACUGAACAUUCUGGCCAAAUUUUGAGCAAUGUCAUUCAUUUAAAGUGGGUGAAAUUUAAAACCAAAAAAUUAAAAUUGGCUGUGUAAUUGUACAGGGCAAUGUACAGUGCAUGUGGCUUCAGAUGUAAACAAACCCUAAAACCUGAUUUUAUCUUCUAAUCAAGACUGAAACAUAUUGACAAAAGUUCCUACAUUGAAUUUUAGUGGCAUUGAAGGACUGUGUUGCCGGCCGGGGGCACUGCGGUAGCACACGACCAAUAAACAGGCGCUAGGCAGGUUGAAAAUCAAGAUUAUCCUAGAUGGGCAUUUCAGGUUAUUUUAAUCAUAUCCAACUUUAUAUUUCAGUUCAUGAAUGUUCAUGAUUCUCCAGAAUGAUAAAAAGGGCAGCAUCUUGGUCCUUGACCGUGUUUUAUUUGGUACAGCGACAGUGGCCUACUGUUGUCCAUAAGCGAUGUCUACACCUGACAACUACCCUCUUCAAUAAAGAUCAGAGGAUACCUGGCCAGGUCACAUCAGCUGAUGAUAAUCAAGAUUAUCUUGAGAUAGAUCACACUUUUAAGUCGCGGGUACAAACUGAUACUAUAAUGCUGAGGAGUGUGUGCACGCGACUGUUAUCGGAGGGUGCGAGUGACAUCAAGAAAGUUGCUGAAGAGAUCUGUAGUGAAAUAGGUGUUUCUUGUAGGAUCUGGACAUCAAACGUCGAGUUUGAUGUGGACAAUAUCGAGAAGAAAAUGCGUAAUCUUGUCAACGUGGGAUGCACGUUGAACCAGAUCUUAGAAAAUCCAGGAGUACUGAGAUACAAUGAGAACGAAAUUGCAAGACGAAUAAAAAAAAUCAAGGCCUUGGGACAGCCCGUUACUACCUAUUCUAUUUUAGGAAUGCACGCAAAGUCUAGUAAAUACUUUCUAAAAUUCAACGGGCUGUUUCGUGGGAGAUCGUGGGUGGAAGUUCUGUCGGAGAAAUUGGACUGUAGUAUAGCUGAACUCUUGCUGGACGUGUCACCGGCAAUGUCGUAUAUUCUCUGUUCGAAAUAUCCCGAUCGGAUGCUUGAAAAGAUUGACAUACUCUUGGAAGGAGGUUUCACGACUUUUCAGAUUCGUGGGUGUUUGCGUGUGUUGAAUAAAGACGUUAAUACGUUACGGAAACGCGUCGCUGAUAUUCAUGAGUUGGGACUCCAGAGGUUGAUGACCUGUUCGUGGCUGAUGCAAGGGGAGGCCAAAUUCUGGAAGAUCGUAAACAAUGCAAAGCGAUAUAAUCAGUGGGGUGAUAAGUGGGAGUAUUUGUCGAAAAUGUUGGACAUACCGAAAGAAGAACUUAAGAUCCACUUUAAGCGGAUUGACAUGGAGAAUGUCAUACCGAAAAUAGAACUCCUCAUCAAGAUUGGUUUCACUGGACAGGAGAUUUUAAAUCGUCCGAGAAUGUUGAGAAUUUCUGAGAAGAAAAUUAAAAACGUUUUAGAGGGUAUUACUGAAAAUGAAAUGGACCAUUUGGACACUUCGCAGCGAUAUUCGUGGGUUGUGAAUACGAUUCCUACGCUCCACCGUGGAGUCUACACUCAGAAGGCAGUCCUUUCUAAGCUGCUUAAUUGCUCCACUGAGACUUUUACGAAAAAUGCUGCAUUUUUAAAACAAGCCCUGUCACAUCCAGAUGCCACGAUUUUAGAAACAGUCAGUUUGUUAAAGAGCAAAGGUUUUACUAUUUCAGAUAUUGAGCAGUGCCCCCUUGUGUUAAAUCAUGAGCCGAGUAUCCUGAAUAGUUAUUUAGACGGUUUAGAAUGUAGGAAGGAACUACAGCCUUAUGCUGAGUGGGAAAAAGAUAAAGUGAAACUGUUAAAUGUGUUACAGUAUUUCAUUGAAAGAGAUAUAAACUUUUGUAGUACUGGUUGUAUGGACAAGAGACAGGAUUCAGAUGAUGUCUCUGGGUCAGACUUGUUGAAUGAUUUGGACUAGAUUCAGACUUGACCAAGGUAUUUUAUAAUUUUCAUUCAAUCAACUUUUCCCGGCUGUUUCUGUGAUUACCGCAAGUGAAUUUGAAUACAAAUAAAAUACUUCUUGUA